Messenger RNA from Aspergillus alliaceus, 764 nucleotides. RefSeq lists its product as uncharacterized. Gene Ontology annotation, molecular function: carbon-nitrogen ligase activity, with glutamine as amido-N-donor. The record is from RefSeq and is a predicted model, not a curated record. Bases 148 to 696 code for a protein of 182 amino acids. NCBI's taxonomy places the organism in Eukaryota, Fungi, Ascomycota, Eurotiomycetes, Eurotiales, Aspergillaceae. Gene Ontology annotation, cellular component: mitochondrion. The transcript has 2 exons.
GUUUGGUCCUCUUUAGUUCUCAUUUACGCUUCGGUUAUAUUCUUAUUCAUUUGUAUUAUAAUCACUCCGCUAGCAAUUGAAGCAAUUAUUUCCAUUCAAUUCCGAAUCCUCUAUCAUUACUGUGUUUAGCUCCAACCUCAUUGCGCAAUGUUCCGCCCUCAAAGACUCCCAAUUCGGCUGAACCUGCGCGCAGUACGAUGGAACUCAACUGGUAGCCCAUCCACGCCGCCUUUGAUGGCUAAGAUCAGAUCCGACCUUAAGGUUGCUAUGCGCGCCAAAGACACAGCGAGGUUGAACGUUCUGCGCGCUAUAAUUUCCGAAACGAACAAUUCAUUGAAAACCUCGUCUCCAAUCCAAACAGACUUGCAACUUUUGUCAUUAAUCCGGAAGCGUAUGACGGGCGCAAAAGACGCUGCGCAACAAUUUGCAGAGGCCGACCGUCCCGAUCUCAAAGAAUCCGAGGAGAAGAACGUGGCGAUCUUAGAAGAGUAUGCGGACCAAGUAGAGACAAUGAGCCUGGAUGAUGUGAAACAGAUUGUGUUACAGGAGAUUUCAAAGUUGAAGGAGGCAGGCCAAAAGGCCGAGGUCGGAACACUGCUCAAAUCACUUUUUGCUCCCGGGGGCGCUUUGGACGGUAAGCCAGCGGAGAGAGCGGAAGUCGCUAAGAUUGCCAAAGAGGCUGUUGCUACCGCUUAGGAAAGAUGAAAUGAGGGAAAAAAAAAGAAGAAGAAAAGAUGUGUAUAUUAGCUACUGUAUAAUGGUAA